ACCCAAGAUAUGACUAUUCGGAUGGGCCACUACAGUGGACUGACACCAAUCGUGAGGGUCUAUUUUAGAGAACCCGUCAACCCCGUGCGCCAAAAACAAGAACUUUUACGGAUUGAAAUGAAGACUGCCCCAUACCGGGUGAAUGCAACUUGUGAUAGCGAGGAAAUUUGCAAGAUGUUUUGGUUUGUGCCGAUGCCCUUCUUGAACGGCAGCGUUAUACACCGAGUCCUGGUGAAGUCUAAUGGCUUUGGGAUCCCUGUAAACGACAGGAUGUUCGACAUGAACAUAAAUGGAUUUAUGGAACCAUCCGACAUAUCAGAUAUAUUCAGGAUUGGGAAAAAGUUGUACAGGUGGAAGAGUGUCUUUAGCCUGUAUGACCCAUCACGGCCCUUGUGGGCCACCUACCGACAAGCACCUGUGCUUAUCCUGGGAGGGAUCCCCGAGAAGAAGAUCGUCAUCAUCUCUAAUACGAACUUUGAUACGUAUGACCUAAUAGAGGUGGGCAUCGACAGCUGCUGGAUCGGCUCCCUUUCCUGCCCGCAACGAAAUUUUUCCUCCUCCAUUGUAGACACCAUCGCUACCGAAAGUACUCUCUUCAUCCGGCAAAACCAACUGGUCUAUUACUUUACAGGGCAUUAUCCAAUUUUACACCAGGAAACCAAAGGAUCUGAUCUGUGGACACGGAUCUUGAACAACGUCUGCGUGAGGAGGCUGCUUCCCGUCUUUUUCCCUCACAAUAACACCGAGUACGUGAUCGCCCUCAGCGGCGGUUUUCAGCAAGGGGAAUUCUUCCUUAUAUCCUGCAAAGAUAUGAUGAAUUACAUCUAUCUUUCCAAUUUCCCGCGUAACUCUCCCAUCAAGGAUUUCGUCCUCUCCUUUACGGGGUCUUUUGCCAUUAUGACAGACCGGGAGGAGCUCUGGGUGUCGAGCGAAAGCGGCAUUGAAUUUAAAAAGGUUUAUCCGUCGGAUGCCUGGCAUAAGUUGCGUGCUCUCGAAAGGAUGGGAGGGUCCACAACAUAUUCCAAAUCAAGCACUCAUGCCAUCGUCAGCAUAUUCUACAGCCCGGAGGGCUUGCAGGAGCUGAUUUAUUUGAGAGAAUAUGGCAGAGGAAGAUUCCUGAAGAGGGAUUUCCCUCAAGACACUGUCCUGACAUAUGAUCUCUUGCUCAGCGCCCCUCACAAAAAGAUGACGAUCAACGGGAAAGACUACAUCCGAUUCACCCAUCUUUGCCCCUUCGCUAACUUGCGUAUGGUGGAUCUGCCACGCCCGCAGCGCUAUACCCGAGAGGAGUAUUACUGGGCCACCCCUCCAGACAUCAUGGAGAAAUCCGGAUUCCAUCACAAGGACUCGCUCACCAUCUACCAGGGCCUGGUCUACCAGUUGCUUCAGCUGCAUUCAGCGUAUCACAGACCUUAUGCCGACCCCGUCCACGACCCCACUUGGCGCUGGUGGAAAAACCAGAAAGAAGAGGCCGAAUAUUUUACCUACAAGGCAAGCAACUGGAAAUCGUUGGGAGGUAUCUACGUCGAAAUGGCCAACUAUGCCAAAGUUUAUAAUGUGAUGCCAGAUAACAAUCUACCCGAAUACAUCUAUCUGGACAAGAAUACAGCCUACUCUUUUAAUGUGAUCCUGACCACCAGAUCAACCAGAGAGAGCAUGGGAGAAACGACUGAGGAAAAUUCCCUCGACAACAUCUGGCUGACUGUUAUUUUGGCCCAUCCUGAGUAUGUCGAGGCAAACCUGCAGAGGCAAGAACUCAUCAGCCGAGGCUCGGUGUUAUAUCGGGUAAGAGCCAGGUGAUCAUUGGUUCUAUGGACACAGGAGCAAACGGGACGUGAGCUUUUGCAGGAAGCAAUUAAUUCAAAGGUUGUCCAUUCGAAAAUGUCCUGUUAUCGCCAUACCAGCCUGAACCCAGAGUUGACGGGUACUGAUACAGUGGAGAUUCAUAUUGGAUGCCCCCCGGGCAAGAGAUUGGCGUUUGACAUCACUCAUACGAAGAAUUACACCACAGAGAAGAACAAGCGCUACUUUGACUGUGUUGAGCCAGAUCCAGAAAUGCCCUGUUUUUAUUUCAGCGAUGUAUUCUACCCAUUCUUCUUGAUCCAAGACAUGGUGACGGGAGACUCGGGAAGAUUCCAGGGCAGCUACAUCUUUAGCGUCAUUGGCGGAGGGGCCUUUUCGCAGAGCAACAUCAGAUACUUCACUCCGGAAGAGAUCAUAAAAUACAACACUAACAGUAAUAUGACAGCUUUGAUUUGGGCGAGAUCCGACGUAGAAGUUGACGUAACCAAUGAGGAAGGUUUCCCGGUCCUCUCUGAAAGCAACCCUGGAAUUGUGUGGAUUUGUCAGAAAAAUUCUCCGUGUUACGAUAUCGUCCCCCAAAGUAUGGCCACUCCCGAUUAUUUCUUUGUGAUAAAAGUAUCCAACAGGGGGGUCGACCAAACCACCUACUGUGACUAUGCCUUGGAGUUCAUCGUGCACAUCCACGGCCUGCGCCUCAGCCCCAGCCGUGCCCUGUACGUGAUGCAGAUUUCAAUGGCUGUUGUCAUCGGACUGGUCAUUCUGUAUAUCUUAGUUGACAUAAUGGCCCCUCGGGUUAAAGAAUUCUUCAACAAGACCAUGAAGAGACUGGAGGACGCUAUUGCAUUUCGGGCUGAAUCCAGCCUCACCUUCUCCUCUUCCUUCAGCAGUCAAGGAUCCCUUCAACAUCUGCCUUCCGAUAUCAGUUCCGGGGACCCCGCCGGUAGCCCUUCCACUCUUGCCCCCUCCAGAAGAGGGUACCACCAAGGGGCACAGUAGAGCUCCCACAGCUUGCCAGAUUCAUUGGACAGGGAGGUUCUCUGCUGCCUGGAUGUGUCAUCUUUGGUCUGUGGUUGCUGUCCGAGA
Messenger RNA from Notechis scutatus (mainland tiger snake), 2886 nucleotides. The record is from RefSeq and is a predicted model, not a curated record. Lineage: Eukaryota; Metazoa; Chordata; Lepidosauria; Squamata; Elapidae.